Molecule: messenger RNA, 1197 nt
Organism: Staurois parvus
Lineage: Eukaryota; Metazoa; Chordata; Amphibia; Anura; Ranidae
Source: the annotation of a GenBank genome assembly
AUGUCCUCGGUGCAGAGUGCCCGGGGCCCUGUGCUGUGCUCCAGCUCCUGGCUCUGUCAUGAUGAUGAUCUCUUCUCUGUGCUCCAUGUCACAGGCCCGGUCCAGCCUGAUACCACCACUCCGGGGACCACAGCAAGGGAGGAGUGUGUGGUUUUGGAGCUUCAAUGUCCCACAGGUGAUGUUGUUCCCUGCACCCUGACCAUCUCCUGUUUUGCACAAGAGACACACCAUAUACUGGACAUCAGCUUAUGCAGUGGAGCCAGAACCAUAGAGGUUUACAGCAUCUCUGCGGAUGGUCAGGAGGAGGAAUAUUUGGGUACCAGUCGAGGAGAAAAAUGUACCUUCAGAAGUUGUGGAGAUGAUGAGCCCUUUGCCUUGUACAGAGCAUACUUGAAGUUCGAUUUUCCUGUGCCCGCUUGUAAAGUCAAGCUACUUUCACUUGGAGAAAAUCAAAGUGUCCUUGUGGGGGAUAUUGCAGUGCAAGUGACGUCCAUUCCCGAGAGAUGCUCCCAGACUCCAUCUUUGUUGGGGACAUCCAUUAAUCUGGAGCGUGUGCAGAGUAUGAUGGACAGCAUGGGCGGGAAAAUGUCACCUGGAGCCGAGCAGCUUAUGAAUAUGGUGCGAGCACAGCAGAAGAAUCCGGCUCCAUUUGGGUCUCACUUACUGCAACUGUUUGGCAGCUUCCAGCCUCAUGCUUAUCAGAACAAAGAGGGCCCUAAAGAAGAAACUCUCCAACUGACCAAAACGAUUCCUAAUACAAGGCUGGAAGCUGCACAGAGUCAUCCCUCCUACCAACAACCAUCGCCCACCGAUGUCAAGUCUAUGAUGUCUUCAUUUCUGCAGAACCAGCUGGGUCAGGCUGUCUCUCCUGACUCUGUUUUGCCUCUCCUGCAAAAUCUUACUGUACAGAGGAACACUGAUGGCGACAGUGGAGGAAAGUCAUGUUCAAUGCCAAGAGAGAACAAGCUAGAUCCAGCUUUAGAGAAAGUGCUGUCUGCUCACAUGGAGCGUAUGGAGAUUAAUCUUAUGAAGCACAUUGAUCAGAGGAUAACAUGUUUACAGGAGCACCUGGACACCAGAAUAGACCAGUUAUUAGUAUGUGUACUGGAGAGAGGCGGCAAGUCUAAACCACAUCCUGGAACUACUGGAGACAAACUUGUCAACGGGCACAUGGAUUACACACAUGACAUACACUGA